CCAGCAGUUUUACAGCGAAGAUUCUGACUCGAGUCUAGAAAAUGGCUUGCAGAAGCUUACAGUAAGGACUUCUUGCCUGGAAAGAGUGAAUUUAUAUUUCCCAAACGUGGACAGAUUUCUUUAUAAUGUAUGAAUGAAAAGUCAGCUUGAGAAACAUCUCUGGGCAAACUGUACUACGAGAAAAUAAUUGAUCUGCAGUCUUUGUGUUGGAUUAUAUAUUUCAUUUGUGGAUUUCUACAAAAGCUAACUGUGUCAUCACUGGAGUAAACAUCAGUGUGCCUCUACCAUAAAAUGUGGAGUUCAGUUGUCAGCUGUUGGUUCGCGUGCAAGCAAAAGGAGCAACUGCUUUUGGACCUUUCCCUUACUUUACAAAUAAUCAGAUCUGGUUCUUUAAUUUAACCUGGCAUCAAAAGCAGCUCUAUGGGAUAGCACUGGUUGCCCAACAUGCCGGUAGCCAUACGUAAACGAAGCUGGGAGGAGCAUGUGACUCACCCAUCAGGAUUACAGUACAGCUAUGAUGAUCUGGAUCUAGUUUGCUGUCAUGGGGUUGAAGGUGAUGGGCUAUGGAUGGGUUCUGGGUCUUCCAGACAAGGUAGACGGGCAAGGUGUGCCUCCAUGCCCGAGGGCUGCCACCAGCUGCCUAUGAAUGACCUUGCUCGGCUUUGUGAGGGGACAGCUUCUAUUAUGAAUAAUGAUACUGAACCAGAACACUUAAAACUAAUGGAAAACAAUGGAAAGGAUUUGCAGGAGUUAGUGCAUGGGUCUUGUGAGUUGGUGAGUGCUGGCAAACUUCCAAGGACCUCUGAUUCAGAGCAUCUCCAAGCCACAAACACUGGGAAUUUUGGAGAGCUUCAUAAUUCAAACAGUGGUAUGUCUAGUGCAAAUAUUUCUUGUGCAACUCACAGCAGUGAUAAAGCUAUCAAAAAUAAAAGUGAUUUUGGCACAGGAAGUUGCCAGAAUCACAGCAUGUGCGAUGACAGUGUCUUUAAAAGUGCAGAUAUCGCUCAGCAACAAUGCAUCUCUAUCUCUUCCAACAAUGGGGCUCCAUUGUCUGAAUGUGCUGGUGAGCAACCUGGCAGAUGUCCAAACCAUCAGGACACAAAAGAGAGCCAUACAGAGGGUUACAGCAGACCUCCUGAAAUCUCUGGGGCCACAGUAAACUGGUGCUCUGCUGGUGAACUUAAACCUCAAGCUGACCUCCCAGAUGUUGAGGAAGGCAAGACUGUCACCUCUGACCAGGCUGGUGUGAGUGUUAGUGUGCUGCAAACCUCAGCUAAUAUGGAGGGUGGUGAAGCAUUCUUGCAGAUUAACAAAACUGUGGAAUCAUUAGUAGCAGAUGAAGAAUGCGGCAAAGGAAUAUCUGAGAGCUGGAAUGCACGUUCUGCUGACAAGCUGGAUGGAUUGAAUGAUCUAGAAACUCUAAAUGAAAACACAGGACUUAACCAUAAAGAGUCAAGAGUAAUUCAAGGAGAAGAGCAGGAUCACAAAGAUUGUGCUGGACCGUUGGACAAGGAUCGUGGUUGGGAAAUAUCCUACCAGACAUCGCUGGAAAAGCACAAUGUUGAAAUGACGGCACAGAACUGGCUCCUUGGAAAGGAAAGUACACAAGCCGAAAGCAGCAAGGAAGCAGGACGCGUCAGGCCUAUUGAAUCACCUGAUGUCAUAAAGCAGGACUGCUCUUCAGUGGUGGAGGGUAAUGUGCCAUCCGGUAAAAUGAAUGCUGGACAUGCAGGAGAUGCCACUGGAGCAAACACUAUACAAUGUGCAGAUGAGGAUGUGAAAAGUUCUGCAAGUGAUCCAGUUGAAAAUACUGAUCAAAGUUUAUUGCCUGUUAGUGAGGAUCUCAGUAUUCCUCAUCAAGCAGAAUAUAGUUGUUCAAAACUGGACACUAUACCAGAGAUUGGCACUGUGGAGGCCAAUGACAGCUCUCUAUUUGAUGCCCAAAAGAAUAAUAAUGUUAAUAUUACCCCAAAUCCAGCUGCUGACCACUGCUGUUUGGAUGACAAACAUGAGGUUACUGAACAACACAUGCCAAACCUGCCACCAGGCUCUACAGAGGUCAACGAGGGACUCCAUGGUAACCAAGCCUCAGGUCCUCACUUCAGUGAGUCACCUGCCUCUGAGGUAGCAGAUGGUCACAGGGAACACCACCGGCCAGGAGCCACACUUUCCAAAAUGGAGGAGUCAAAUGAAGACAUACGCUCAGUUAUCUACAGCGACACACAAGACGCCAGUUCACCUAUUGAUGGAACAUAUGAGUGUGCAGAUCAGAAAGAGGACAAGGUGGUCAAAGUGCGGCUGAAAAAGCGUGGGCAUGCUCGUCUGGACUCGAUGGUGCUGCUGCUGAUGAAGCUGGACCAGCUAGAUCAGGAAAUUGAAAAUGCCCUCAUUGCUACUUCCUCUAUGGACAGCGCCGCCACCUUCCAUCGACGGCAUCACACGGAGUUGGAUUCAGAUGCAUCUACAGCAGCGUCACAAGUACCCACACAUACACAUGCUGCUGCUGGUGCUGCUUUGACCUCAGGAUCUGCACAAGCCCUUGGAGCAAAACCUAAGAGUGGGAGCACCCUCGUUGUUCCUGAGAAAGAAAAAGCCGAGAUUGAAGCCAAAGAGGCCUGUACCUGGCUCCGAGCUGCAGGGUUCCCACAGUAUGCCCAGCUUUACGAAGAUGCCCAGUUUCCCAUUGACAUUUCUUCAGUCACCAGAGACCAUGACUUCCUCGAUCGGGAUGCUAUUGAGGCUCUCUGCAGGAGACUGAACACCCUCAAUAAGUGCGCUCUAAUGAGACUGGAGAUCUCACCACAAAGAAAAAGAAGUGAGGACUCCGAUGAGGAUGAGCCUUGUGCCAUCAGUGGCCGCUGGACCUUCCAGAGGGACAGCAAGCGUUGGUCUCGGAUGGAGGAGCUGGAGGUUUUCUCCGCAUUGCCCACAGAUGCCUCCCAGCCCCCAUUUCCCAAGGACCAAGCAUCCCAGAAAGGCAAACUCACCCUCCGUGAAGGCACUAGUUCGGAGAGUGUGCUGACUGACCUCAGUGAGCAGCCUGAAGUUGGCUCUAUACACAGCAGUGGGAGUGGAGGAAGAGGAGAAGAGAAGACCCAUAGUGCUGCUCUGGUAAAUGAAGCUGUGCCUGCUAAUGCCACUCGUGCCAGCUCGGUAGCUAGCAUGUGCUCAUCGUCAGGCACAGGUGGGUCAGGAUGUGCUAAUGAGGACUCUCUGUCUGAUGGAUUGCCUCCAUCGCCCUUAGAUACCUUCAGACAGUUCACCUUUGAUGUAAAGACAGGGGUGUCAGGACGAGGAGGAAGUCUGGAUCGAGGAGGUGGCAGUGGCAAAAGUACACGUUCAAGAGCAAAGAGCUUCCUCAAGAGGAUGGAGAGUCUGCGGCUUCGCAGUGGCAGCUCCUCUAAGAGAAAGAAAAAGGGGACCACCAGUGGAGGCAAAAUAGAAAUCAGCGGCCCUGUUGUCAAAGAGGGUCUCGAUGAUGACAAACUGCGGAGGCUUAACUGUGUGGAUAUUUCCAGUCUCAACCUCAACCAGAAUCUCAAUCACCUCCGCAAUCCUACUCAGACUAUGACGCUUAAUCGCAAUCGCUCUGUAUCCUACUCCACUCAGACCAGCAACGGAAGCACUGGAAGUACUGGGAGCAGCCAGUCUGAAGCAAGCAGUGGUAGUGCGGUGAGCACACCGAGCCCAGUGACUCGAGCUCGCAGCCACAGCGCAGCAGCGAGCUCGGGUAAGCGAGGGGGGAUGUAUUUGGAGGGUUUUGAUCCUUUCAGCAUUCUCCAGCAAGCUUCAGAUCAACAGCCAACACCCAAGUCUGCCCCACCCAUCCCCUGCCACGCUAGUAAUGGGAUGAUAAUUGAUGAGCAGAACCACAGAAACAACUACAGUGUCCAAGACAAUAGCAGACAAGUGGAAGAAGAAGAAGAGGAAGAGGAGGGCAUGAUCUUUUUCUAUUUACCAGAAGGCCACAAGCCUGGAACCUUUCCCAAAGCCCUCCAGGAUGGGAGUUCACGCAGUAAUGAUAAUGGAAACUCUGUGAUCCUCCGGGGACGGCACAGCAGACGCCAGCGUCGUGGCUCAUCGGGCUCAGUCGACAGCCGUCUGAGCGUUUAUGACAAUGUCCCUUACACUGAGCGAGAGGAGGGAGAGGAGGAAGAGGGGGAUGAACGCAAAUUAGAUGAAGUGCUUCAACAUGUCAGCGGCCUGCCGCGUUUUGUUAAUGCCUGGUCUGAGGAUGCAGCCGGUGAAGAGGAGGAAGAGGAGGAAGAUGAAGAGGAAGAAGGAGACUCUGAUUCAGCUCUGGACUCAGCCUCCCCGUGCCCGUCCUCUCCUCUGCAGAACCGACUGGAGGAGGCCGAGAACGGAAGCGACCAAGACAGCACUGGAAACCCCUUGGGUGAGGGAGAGGACGGAAUGAGGGAGAGAAGAGACUCUGGCGUUGGAGCAUCUCUAACCCGAACCAGCAGACCACAGAAACUACGCUGGCCCAGCUUCCAGAACUCCCAUCGGCCCAGCUUGGCCUCUGCCCAGCUCCAGAUUAGCUGCCAGUCUGUACUACAGAUGAAUCUGCUGCAGAAGCUCUCCCUUCUGCAACUCACUGCUCUGCUGGAGAAACACACCCCUACAAACAAACACGGCUUCAGUUGGGCUGUGCCAAAGUUUAUAAAGCGGAUCAAGGUGCGCGACUACAAAGACAGGAAUGUGUUUGGUGUGCCACUGCAAGUCAUCGUCCAGCGGACAGGCCAGCCCCUGCCUCAAGGAAUUCAGCAGGCCAUGCGCUACUUACGUAAUCAAUGCCUCGACCAGGUGGGUCUUUUCAGGAAAUCGGGCGUAAAAUCUCGCAUCCAAGCCCUCCGUCAGAUGAAUGAGGCGAGUGGUGCAGACGGGGGAGGAGUCAACUACGAGGGCCAGUCAGCUUACGACGUUGCCGACAUGCUGAAGCAAUACUUCAGAGAUUUACCUGAGCCCCUGCUUACUAGCAAACUUUCAGAGACCUUCCUCCAGAUCUAUCAGUACAUGCCUAAAGAGCUCCGCCUUCAGGCAGCCCGUGCUGCUGUGCUGCUCCUACCGGAUGAGAACCGAGAGGCGCUCCGGACGCUGCUGUGUCUGCUAAGCGAUGUGACGGCCAGCGUGGCUGAGAAUCAGAUGACUCCCACCAAUCUGGCAGUUUGUCUGGCCCCGUCCGUUUUCCACCUUAACACUCUUCGACGCAAGGAGAGCUCCUCGCCAAGGGUGAUGAACCGGAAGCAGACACUCGGAAAGCCGGAUCAGAGGGACCUGAACGAAAACCUUGCUGCCACUCAUGGCCUGGCACACAUGAUCCAGGAGUGCAGGAAACUCUUUAGGAUCCCAGAAGAAAUGAAUCGCUGCAGGAACUCGUACAUGGAGCAGGCUUUGCUGCCUCAACGCUUGGAGGAGCUUGCAGGUGAAGAGGCUGCGCAUGGAGGCUACAGGGCCUACCUACAAGACAGCCUAGACACUCUCCUCAAAGAGGCUAAAGACAAGUUCAAAGGAUAUGACAGCUGCUCCACGCCCGAGCACGCUGACCUGGCCUGUAGGAAGGUGCAUGAUGGGUUUCCACUGCGGCUGUGGAAAGUAACGGUGGAGGUUCCCGCAGCUCCUGAAGAGGUCCUGACACGGGUGCUGCGAGAGCAGGGACACUGGGAUGAGGACCUGCUCGAGAGCCGUGUAGUGGAGACCCUCGAUGACAGGACAGAGGUCUACCAGUAUGUGAGGAACUCCAUGGCUCCACAUCCUAUCAGAGACCACGUCAUACUCAGAACAUGGGUAACGGACCUGCCGAAGGGAGCGUGUGCACUCGUGUGUACCUCUGUGGACCAUGAAGGGGCGCCUGUGGUGGGCGUCCGAGCCAAUGUUCUCACUUCACGCUACUUCAUAGAGCCCUGUGGAGCCAACAAAUCCAGACUCACGCACAUUUCCAGAAACGACUGCAGGGGUCGUUUCCCAGAGUGGUACAAUAAACUGUAUGGACACUUGUGCGCUGCCGAGGUGGCACGAAUACGAGAUUCAUUCACCGUGUCCAUGGACAAAUGAGAAAGUGCCCUGCUAUUUGAAAGGCAGCAGUUUUUUUGGAUUGAAGUGAUCCAUUCCCCCAGAGAGUCCAAGCCUCCUUAUCUUCACAUUUAAAGGACAAACCCCAAACCCUGGGUUGAAGGCCUUUUUUUUUUUUUUUUUUUUGUCCAGAUUGAUUUUAAGUUUUUUUUUUUUGUUUUUUUUUUUAACUGAACUUUUGGGCCUCUUAGUGUGCUGCCAGGAGGACUCAUGUCUGACAAACAUUUAUCUGGGCCAGAGGAGAUGAUGUUGCUACAGGAUGUAUGGUUUGUCCAAAAGGGUGCUAUUGCUUCUGAGAAGCAAAAGGGGAUUAAAUGUGUGCAUGAGAGAGCGUGUGUGCAAAACGGCAGUUAACACAGAUUUGGCAUACUGGUUUCCAGUAGCAGAAUAACGUGUACAUGGUAUUCUGUUCAGAUUAAAGGUUGGUGUAUGUCUCGCGUUACCGCUGCUCCUUUUUCUGUUACAGCAAAGCACAGCAGACAUUAUUAUGGCCAGCUGAUUGAUGAAUCCGCAGGUGAAGAAAGAUGUGAAUGUGCCGGUAAUACGCAGACUGAGUGGAGACAAUAGAUAGGAUAUUGUGAGAUGACAGGUGGCCGGUAGCACAAAGGGUUUUAGUCUUUCAGGGUAGAGACAGAUGAGUACUGGUGGCUGGCUCACCAAAAAGAGAGGAACGAUCAAAGGAAGGGCCUCAUUUACUAACAUACAGACAGAUGUCUCCUAAUUCCCUCAAGAAGAAUUUAAUUCAAGCAAUCACCAGUGCCACAUCACGCCAUUGUUUAUGUUUUUGGCGAUGCACAGGCACAGUCUAUUUCUAUAAAGUGACAAAUAAGAAAAGUAAGAUGUUGUUAGGAGCUGAAAUUGAAGACCAAACAUAUUUAAUGGACCAACUUUUAAAAAAAAAAGAAAGAAAAAGGAGCUUCCCCAUAGUGAGCUUUUCCUCACUGUAACAAGUGUUAGUGGUGGACUUGUUUAAAGCACAGUACAGUUUUUGAAAUUUUAGGAUGGACAUCACUUGUAUUGUAUCAACAUUUUAAAAAAAAACAUAUAAUGCUUUUACUGUUUUGAUGUAGAUGAGAACAGAAAGUAAGUUGAGGAGAAAAAAA
Messenger RNA from Archocentrus centrarchus (flier cichlid), 7175 nucleotides. It is a transcript of the gene dlc1, whose product is annotated as DLC1 Rho GTPase activating protein. The record is from RefSeq and is a predicted model, not a curated record. Gene Ontology annotation, biological process: regulation of Rho protein signal transduction; actin cytoskeleton organization; signal transduction. Gene Ontology annotation, cellular component: focal adhesion; membrane raft. The coding region runs from base 445 to 6054 and encodes 1869 amino acids. Gene Ontology annotation, molecular function: GTPase activator activity; lipid binding; protein binding. The transcript has 18 exons. NCBI's taxonomy places the organism in Eukaryota, Metazoa, Chordata, Actinopteri, Cichliformes, Cichlidae.